This is a messenger RNA of Opisthocomus hoazin, 1728 nucleotides long. The record is from RefSeq and is a predicted model, not a curated record. Lineage: Eukaryota; Metazoa; Chordata; Aves; Opisthocomiformes; Opisthocomidae.
AUGGGGGAGGGCAGAGAAGAGCGGAUAAACCAGCCCAAGCCAGCCAUCGCAACGAACCGCUCCCCCUCUGCUUCCCUCACCUCCUCCUCCUCUCCCCUGCGGCAGCGGCACCUCGCACCACGGCCGAGGUGCUCCGGAGCCCGGCGCUGCUCUCCGCGGUGCGUCGUUAACGCCACGUUCCGACACGCCACCCUCAGCCAGAAAGAUGCUGCCGUUGGCUCGGACGCGUGCGAGGGACGCGGCAGCGAGCGGGGACGCUUCACCUGCCAGCCUCAGCAGUGUCCCCAGCGAACGGAGGAGCUGGGAGGGAAACCAAAACAAAGGAAAAGGGGAGUCGCGGGUGUUGGGCGCGCGGGGGGCGAGGAGCGAAAGGCAGACGGGAGCCAGCGGGAAGAUCUGGUGCAGUCUGGGCGCUGCUGUGAGCGCAGCCGUGCCAGGACAGCCCGCGGGCUGGCAGCUGGAGAGACCCUCUGCCUCACGGCACGCCGUCGCCAGCCGCUCCUCUCAGCAGCAGCUCAGGUGGUGCCUCCGGCCACUAAACGCGCCAGAACCAAGAGUCGUGCGGGAGGAAUGGUGGGCAGGGCUUGGCCAGGCCGGGACCACGAGCUGCCUCGUGCGCAGCUAACGGGGGUCCGGUUCGGGAACGCGGUGGGGUGUGCGGGUGUGCCUCGUGCCAAGGAGCAGCUCUGCUCGGGUGGGACGCGCUGCCGGGCGCAGAGCGGGCGGCACGCGGGGCUGUGCGGCGAAAACGCCCUCGCAGGAGCCAGGCUGGCCGAGGCUGGUCAGCGUAACGUGAGCGUUGGAGGCCGUUCGCUCUCCAUGAAGGAGGUCGGAGACGGGCUGCACGAGCAGAUGAACUGCAUGAUGGGCGCGCUGCAGGAGCUGAAGCUCCUCCAGGUCCAGACAGCUUUGGAGCAGCUGGACAUCUCGGGGAGCCGAAGCACCAUAGCUGGCACUGAGCAGCAGCAGUGCUGCCGAAGCAGCAGAGAGGUGCCUGGGGUACGGCAGCACGAGGGGCUGCAGGGACAGGCAUCGGUGGAGGGGUGCAGCCCCACAUCCCUCGCGUGGGUCAGGAGCAGCAGUGGUGGGGAUGUCCAUCACCCAGAAGGACCUUCCUCUGCUUCUGUCCAAGCGGAACAUGUCCGCCCUCGGACAUUUGAGCCCAGCAGCCAGGGCACAGCAUGGGGACGGCCUGCAUGCCGGGAGUGCCCAGGGUGUGACGAUGGCCACGACUGGACGUCCUCCCUCAUGUCCCAGAGCAGGAAUCGGCAGCCGCUGGUCUUGGGGGAUAACAUCUUUGCAGACUUGGUUGGGAACUGGUUGGAUCUGCCGGAACUGGAUAAGAAGGGGGAGAAGAGCGAGGCAUCCUUGUCCAUGAGCAGAUCCCAGGAGCUCUGCAGGAAGUUCUCCCUCACAGCCAACAUCUUCAAGAAGUUCCUGAGGAGCGUUCGGCCAGACCGAGACAGGCUUCUCAAGGAGAAGCCUUGCUGGCUUCCACCUGAAGACAAACAGCCUGAGAUCUCCAAGAGACCCAAAAAGAUGAACAAACUCAAGGGGACAUUUUACUUCCCACUUCACGGGAACAUCCAGAGCCAUCACGGCAAAGCAGAGAGGUGCCCAAAGGCAGAAAGCAAUAGCGAGAAACCCAAAAUUGGCACCAAGAAAAUCCACGAUACCAUAGACUACACCCAGUCCAGAUUUGACAUCAACACAGCUGUUUGGGUCUAA